AUGCUGAUUACUAUAGAAUGCGUUAUACUUGCGUUACAGGCGGUUGCUGCAGUUCGACUUGCAUUACACUCACCAAUUGGAAUUGACAGUCCAUCAAACAAUAGGCUGUCAAAACGAUCACCCCUUGAAUUGGGUGGUGAUGUUAACAAAUGUUUCAAGAUAAAAGUCAAUGUUGAUGGAGUUGAUUUGAAUUUACGAGUCGAUUCAACAGUUUCUAAUAUGGUGGUACCACUUCCUAGUUCAAGCAACGAUGUAGGUUUAGCUAUACAAAGUAUUUCAAGUGGGGAACCCGUUAGUAUAAAGUACAAAGGCAAACAGUAUAAUGGAGUUACAUCCACAGCCGUUGUGACGAUUCCAGGUACUGGGAUAACUGGCGUCAAUUUACCAGUAUUGGCAGUUGAAAAACAAUCAGCAGAUUCAGUUGGUAUCAAUCCAAAGUUUGAUGGAAUAUUUGGGCUUGCCUAUUCCUCGUUGUCAAAUCAACAUUCACGAGUCACUGCAAUGGAUGCUUUGUAUAAUGAUGGUGCCAUUCCUAAAAACGAGGUUAGUCUUCAACUGUGUCCAUAUGGCAUGACUUCAGAAAGUUUCAUCAAUAUAGGAAACACGGACGUAACUGCAAAAUGCGAAACGGAUGGAACAAGUGUUGCAUGGGUAGAAUCGCCAUCAAACAAUCAGUUUAGUGUCAACAUCAAGAGUGUACUAGUCAAUGGCAGACCAGCGGAGCUGCCUGCUGAAUUCCAAAAAAAAGUGAAAGACGGACGUACUUUGUACUCGAGUGUGGAAACAUGCUUUUUAAAUAUGCGUUUUCCUGAAACAGUCGUGACAGCAUUGGUUGAUGCUAUUCUUAAUAGUAAUGCGAUCACUGUCAAAGAUAAUAUGUUAAGGAGCGAUUACCUUGACAAAAAAAAAAUUAAAAUGAGAUUAUGGAAAAACCAUCUAAUGCCCAGAUACAAAUAUACUAUUGAUUGGAGUAGGAUGCCAAGGUUUUCAAUUACAAUGUUUGCUCAAACUCCCGUAACUGAUGAAAAUCGCGAUUCCGUUGUAACGAUCGAACUAGGUCCUAGAGACUAUAUGCAGAUAAUCAGUAUUGAAAAUUCUGAAAAAUUCCUGUUUGCUGUAACAGUUGGUUCAAAUGAUUAUGCAGUUCUUGGCAUGUCAUUUAUGACCCGACUUAAAUUGACAUUUGAUUUACAAAAUGCACGCAUUGGGUUUGGUUCUGGAUGUGGAUGCGAAACUGCAACCAGUGAAUAUCCUACUAUUUCAAACAAUGAUCGGAUGCUUUGGCCAUUACCACAUUUUGGAUUACCUGAAGAACCAAGUACUUCAUAUGAAACACAAUAUCGCAGUAUAGUGUUGCGUAUUGGCAGGAUUCGUCGUGGUAGUAAGCGGUCAAACGUUGAUUACAAGAAACUUGGGGACUAA
This is a messenger RNA of Batrachochytrium dendrobatidis JAM81, 1422 nucleotides long. RefSeq lists its product as uncharacterized. The coding region runs from base 1 to 1422 and encodes 473 amino acids. NCBI's taxonomy places the organism in Eukaryota, Fungi, Chytridiomycota, Chytridiomycetes, Rhizophydiales. Gene Ontology annotation, molecular function: aspartic-type endopeptidase activity. The transcript has 4 exons. Gene Ontology annotation, biological process: proteolysis. The record is from RefSeq and is a predicted model, not a curated record.